AAUCAACAUUCAACGAUUCAACAAAUGAAUGAAAUAUGAAGAAAUAAAAAUCAACACUGGCACGUUUACUAUAUUUCUUUGUGUUCCUUAAUUUAUUAUGUAAAGACAUUUGAAAUCGAAUACUAGCAGUGUAGUUUGCUAUCUGCAUCAUAAUUUAAAAAAUAUAUUAAAUUUAAUAGGAAAUAAUAUAAAAGUUGAUAACCUAAAAUAAUUAAUAGAUACCUAUCCUUUACAAUGAACACCCAUUCUAUUUCUGAAGAACCUCUGAAGAAAAAAAGACGUAAAGAAAAUAAAGACGAUAAAUAUCAUACAAACAAAAAAAAAUCUCUUGGCAUAGAGAAGAAUUUGAAAAGUCAAAGGACACAUAUCCCUAAAUUUAGAUUAAAAAUAAAUGGAAAUGCUGCUGCUUUAUCAACAAUAGAAAACGAAAGAGUGCCCCUUGUUUUAACAGAUAUACAACAUUUACUUCUUCACUCUUUAUUGGGCAAUCUUAAUCUAUCACAACCACCCAGAUGGUAUGUUAUAGAUAAAUGUAAUCAUGUAAGUCAAACUACUUGCUUAAUAAUUGAGGGUAUUUCUAUCAAGCACUGGGAACAAUACAAAGAAAAGAUGAUAAAUAUCAAUAGAAUAUGUGAAGAUUUUGUGGAAAUACUCACACCAUCAGUGUACAAUGGUUCUUUGGUAAAAGAACUAGCAUUAGUACCACUGUCUGAAACAGAAAAAGAAGCAAUAAUUCAAAAAUAUGGAAGUAUGAAUUUAGCACUUGAUAUAAGGAAAGACCUUAUGGUUAUGAUGAAAGCUGUGUUUCCAAUUAAUGAUUCAUUUAGUGAAAUUAAUUAUAAGGAGUCUAAAGAUCAAUUCCCUAGAACACAACUAAUUUUGUCAACUUGGCAGCUUAUAGAAGAAAAUUAUCCAGUUCCUCUCAAAGGAAAACUAAAGAAUAUUUAUUCUGACUAUGUUCUGUCUAAAGAUGAAUACAAAUCUGUUACACCAGACUCACCCAUGUUUGGCCUAGAUUGUGAAAUGUGUAUUACUAAUGUGGGAUCUGAACUGACUCGAGUAUCUGUUGUCAAUGAAAAACAUGAAGUUGUAUAUGAAUCAUUAGUAAAACCUUACAAUAAUAUAACAGAUUAUUUAACUAGGUUUUCAGGUAUUACAAAAUCAAAAUUAGAAAAUGUCACCAAAAGAUUAGAAGAUGUUCAAAAGGAUCUGCAACAGUUAUUACCUCCUGAUGCUAUUUUAGUUGGUCAAUCACUUAAUCUUGAUUUACAUGCUUUGAAGAUGAUGCAUCCCUAUGUCAUUGAUACAAGUCUUAUAUAUAAUUUCACUGGAGAGAGAACACGAAAACCAAAAUUAAAAACAUUAGCUAAAGAAUUUUUGAAUGAAGACAUUCAAUCAAAUAAAAAUGGCCAUUGUUCUGUUGAAGAUUCUUUAGCGUCACUUAAACUAGUUCAGUUGAAGCUUAGUAAAAAUAUAGAAUUUGGUGAUGCGGUGCAUACUAAUAGACAAAGUUACAAAGAAAAUAUUAUUAAAAUGACAACUAAACCUGAAUAUGCCUUAUCAAUAUUCAACCAUAUUAUUGAACAAAGAAAAACCUCAUUAGUGGUAGGUUGUGAUAAUAUUACUGGAGACUAUCAUACCUACUUAACACAAGCAAAAGACAGUUUGAGUGCUCAAUUAAAAAAGGGUAAACCAAAAAAGGUUAAACUGAAUACAGUUGACACAGUUGAGGAUGUCAUAUCAACUGUUAGUAACGCUGUAAAUGAUUAUAAUUUUGUUAUGGCUCAUUUAAAACUAGAUCAAACAGAUGUUCAAUUAAAUGAUAUGUCCAAUGUUGAUAAGUGGGUUGAAACUAUUUGGAAUAGUCUUAAACAGUCUGCACUGUUUGUUAUUGUAUUUGGUGGUACUGCUACAGACAAUGGGGUAGCAAUGAUAAAAGUUAAAAAUAAUAAAACAUUGUAAAUAAAAUUUAAGUUUCACCAUGUA
This is a messenger RNA of Colias croceus (clouded yellow), 1986 nucleotides long. It is a transcript of the gene Rexo5, whose product is annotated as RNA exonuclease 5. The coding region runs from base 235 to 1962 and encodes 575 amino acids. The record is from RefSeq and is a predicted model, not a curated record. NCBI's taxonomy places the organism in Eukaryota, Metazoa, Arthropoda, Insecta, Lepidoptera, Pieridae. Gene Ontology annotation, cellular component: nucleus. Gene Ontology annotation, molecular function: exonuclease activity; nucleic acid binding. The transcript is spliced from 2 exons.